AACCAAGCGUCCUCCCUCCGGCCGUUCCGGUCCGAUCUUUAAACUCUGGAGCCGAUGCUUGCCGAAGCCACCCACCGCGCCGGACAGAAGCAGGAAGAAAGAUCUGCAAGGGAUUCUCACGCUAUUGUUAAAUCCCUGCCGAAAUUAGGGCUUUUUCUUCCCUCUCUCCCAAGCUCUCUCUCCUCUGCCCCUCUCUAAGAUCUCGUCCGUUAUUUGGUUCGACGAUUCGGUCGUUUCGUUCUUUCGAUUCGUAUAUUUUAUCCUGUUGUUUUUAUAAAUUUAUCGCUUAUUUCGAGAUUCGUCGCCGGGCUGCAUCGGAGCUUGAAUCCUAGGUGACCUUGGACCGGGGUAACGGCAAGCAUUGGAGAUUUUGGGGGAAAUCCGGCGGGGCUCGGAGUUCGGGCAUGGCUUCGGCGCAGGUCCUGUCAAAUUCUGCCGCUUCUUCACGCAAGGGCCAUCUGGAAGCUGGGAAGAAACGGCUUGACGAGUUUCGUAGGCAAAAGGCUGCUAAGAAGGCUGCAUCUACUGGCCAGUUGCAGUCAGCUGAUGUUGAUCAAUAUGGUAAACACCCUCCAAAUAGUGAGCAUGUGAGAGAUGGAGCUACAUCUGGUAGGGAUGAUAUUGUUGUUACCAAUCCUUCUGGAUCAGCCACAGCUCAUGAAAGUAAGACAGUUAAUUCUUCCCAAAUCACUGGUGUGGGUUCCUCAUAUGGGACAUUGGCAGCCUCUUCUACCUGGCUUAGUGGCGAUCAUACAUCACAUAGUGGUUCAGAACAAGAACCUGUGAGUGAUGAGGCUUCUAAAUUAUAUGGAAGCUUAGGCUUCUCUCAGCUGGCUAAUGGUUACUAUGACCACUUCAGAGAUAACAAUGAGCUUACCCAUACCAAAUCUGAACCAACUGAUAUUAUUACAGCAGAUCAGCUUAUUAAUUCAGAUUCAGUUUAUACAAAGCCAAAUAUUGAUGGCAACAUGAACCAUUCAAAUUUUCAUUAUUCAGAUAAAGCUCAAUCAGGUGGAAACAGAAAUUCUUCGGGAACUUAUAUGCAUGAUCCAGAUGCAUCUGAUGCUUAUCAUACGAGCACUCAUCCUGACACGUCAGAAAGUAUUUCUGCACUGAACCGGUUGGGGUUUCCCAGCACAUCAGCUGAUACAUCUGGAAUACAUAAAGACUCAACUCUUGGAGUGGAGCAACCUUUUCAUGGUGGCAGUAUGCAUCGUGAUAGCGUGUUGGGUAUUAAUAGAGGAGAGAAGAUUUCUGAUGCCAUUAGUCGUCACCUCAGUGUUGUUGGCAGUGCACCUUGGCAUGCAUCAGAACCAUCAUCUGGAGAUUCUACUUCAGCUUUUAGAAGCUCCUCUAACCAAAAUCCAUUUCCUUCAUCGGGUUAUGGACCUAUUGUUGGUCGAUCUCGCCCAUCUUUUCUUGACUCCCUUGGUGUGCCUAGAGUAUCUUCUCUGUCUCAUAUGCCAUAUGGCUGCCCUGAGGAAGCUAAUCGACCUGCAUCUUUUAAUAGUUCAAAAUUUGACAGUGAAGAGACUCUCUUAUCAUCUCCUCAGCAGCUGCUGUCUUCGGAGCAUAGCACUGUGGAGAAAUCCUAUAACCCAGGAACUUCAGGUGUUAAUAUUGAGAAGAAGCUAUCCCUGACUUCUGUUUCUAUAAGUGAUAUGCAACUUUUGAAUCAGGGAGCUGAGGAUUAUGAUAUGCAGAGGGACCACAAUAUCCCAACUGUGAAGAAAGAUGAAGAUUUUGCAGCAUUGGAGCAGCACAUUGAAGAUUUGACACAAGAAAAGUUUUCUCUGCAACGAGCUCUUGACACAUCACGAGCACUAGCAGAGUCUUUGGCUGCUGAGAAUUCAUCUCUGACUGAGAGCUAUAACCAACAGGGAAAGGUUAUCAGCCAGCUAAAAUCUGAAAUGGGAAAGCUGCAGGAAGAAAUCAAGGCUCAAUUGCUGGCACUUGAGUCUGUCAAAAUGGAAUAUGGAAAUGCACAGCUAGAAUGCAAUGCUGCAGAUGAGAGAGCAAAAAUACUUGCGUCUGAAGUCAUUAGCUUAGAAGAGAAGGCACUCAGAUUGAGGUCAAAUGAGCUAAAGCUGGAAAAGCAAUCAGAGAAUUUGAAUUCUGAAAUCACUUCAUACAAACGUAAGGUAUCCAUUUUAGAGAAAGAGCGCCAGGAUUUUCAGUCUACAAUUGAUGCUUUGCAAGAAGAGAAGAAACUUUUGCAGUCUAAGCUAUGGAAAGCAUCAUCACAUGGAAAAGUCAAAGAUACAAGAAAAACUUCCCCUAUUGGAAGAGAUGCAUCUACUUCUACAGAGGAUUUAGGUGUUGAACAUGUGAAUUUGGUUGAGAGGGAGACUAGUGUUUCAGAGACAAUGCUCAGCAGUAGCCUAAAUGCUCUUCAAGGUAUCAGACCAUUCAUGUCUGUUCCUGAAGAUGGAGGAUUAAAUCUUCUAGAUGGAUCUGGUGAUAUUCCAGUAGAUCAGCUUAGAAUGGUUGACAAUAUCAAUUCAUUGAUAUCUGAGCUAGCACUGGAGAAAGAAGAGCUGGUGCGAGCUCUGAAAAUAGAAUCAUCUAAUUGUUCCAAGCUUAAGGACACGAACAAGGAUCUAUCACAAAAGCUGGAGGCACAGACGCAGAGGUUAGAGCUCAUGACUGCUCAACGAAUGGCCAACGAGAAUGUUUUGACAAGACCUGCAGAUUCCCAGGUUAUGCAUGCAACAGAGUAUGCCGAUGAAGGGGAUGAGGUGGUUGAGAGGGUGUUGGGUUGGAUAAUGAAGCUUUUCCCUGGCGGCCCGGCAAAGCGGCGCACUAGCAAGCUUCUGUAACAGGGAAAAGAAGGAAUUCUUUUACAUAUUGGUGAUGCCGUUAUUCCUUUUUGUUUACUUUUUCUUAAUAGUGGUGAUAGAAUGGAGGUCUCUGAAUCUGUAUAUUGCGUUGUUAAAUUUAGUCAUUCUUUUUUAAUAGAAAGAAAAAUGGAAUACUUGGUGUUUCUUCCAUUAAUCAUGUGUGGAAGUACACCCAGUGAUUGGGAAUAAACGAAGUGCCCCCAUCAUUCUUUUUGCUGAAUACUGUUUUGGGUAUCUUUGGGAGUGGCAAGUGUAAGAAGGAAUUGUUGUGUUCAUUAUGUUGAAUUUUCUUUCAAUUUAUAAUUUGCUA
Messenger RNA from Elaeis guineensis (African oil palm), 3150 nucleotides. Its product is annotated as protein BLISTER. NCBI's taxonomy places the organism in Eukaryota, Viridiplantae, Streptophyta, Magnoliopsida, Arecales, Arecaceae. Gene Ontology annotation, biological process: regulation of growth. The record is from RefSeq and is a predicted model, not a curated record.